UUGACAAAUACUGAAAAACGCAAAGCUGUAUGAAACGUGAGAGUGUGUGUGAGCUCAUCUUUUGUGUUUAUAUAACCAAAUCUCUCAUUUUGCUAUUCCCAACACCAAAUUUCAGUAGUGAGAGAGAGAAGAGAGAGAAAGAGACCCUUCAUCUCUGAUCUCUUUACUCUUCUUCUUCUUGCUCACAUUCCCAUCUAAAUUAGCAGCAAAAAGAUGAAAUCUUUAGUGUUAUUUUGGGCACUAAUUGUGUUUAUAAACACCAAAUUGAUACAAUGUAGUGUUACUUAUGAUAGCAAAGCACUUUUAAUUAAUGGCCAAAGAAGAAUCUUGAUGUCUGGUUCAAUACAUUACCCCAGAAGCACUCCUGAUAUGUGGGAAGAUCUGAUAAUGAAGGCCAAAAAUGGAGGGUUGGAUGUAAUUGAUACCUAUGUUUUUUGGAAUGUUCAUGAGCCUUCUCCUGGCAAUUACAAUUUUGAAGGAAGAUAUGAUUUGGUUAGAUUCUUAAAGAUUGUACAGAAAGCUGGACUCUAUGUUCAUCUCAGAGUUGGACCUUAUGUCUGUGCUGAGUGGAAUUUUGGUGGGUUUCCUGUAUGGUUGAAGUAUGUACCAGGUAUCAGUUUCAGAACUGAUAAUGAACCCUUCAAGAUGGCAAUGCAAGGAUUCACUGAGAAAAUUGUAAACUUGCUUAAGAGUCAUAACCUGUUCGAGUCUCAAGGCGGACCGAUUAUUCUUGCACAGGUUGAGAAUGAAUACGGGAGACUAAGAAUGAGACUUGGACAAGAAGGGAAUAACUACAUGAAUUGGGCUGCAAACAUGGUUCAGAGUUUGCAGACAGGGGUUCCUUGGACCAUGUGCAAGGACGACGGAACACCUGAUCCUCUGAUAAACACUUGCAAUGGUUUCUACUGCGAUAAUUUUAAACCAAAUAAACAAUUUAAACCCAAGCUCUGGACCGAGGCUUGGACUGGCUGGUUCACCGAGUUUGGAGGACCCAGUCACCAAAGACCCGUACAAGAUUUGGCUUUUUCUGUUGCAAGGUUCAUACAAACCGGAGGAUCUUUUGUCAAUUACUACAUGUACCAUGGUGGGACAAACUUCGGACGAACUGCUGGAGGUCCAUUUAUCACUACUACUUAUGACUACGAUGCUCCUCUUGAUGAAUACGGUUUGAUCCGGCAACCAAAAUAUGGUCACCUAAAAGAACUUCAUAGAGCAAUUAAGCUAUGUGAACCAGCACUAGUUUCAGCGGAUCCUAUUGUUACUCAGUUGGGAGAUCAUCAACAGGCUCAUGUAUUUUACCAAGAAAAAGGAGGUUGUGCAGCUUUUCUUUCAAACUAUGACACAGAAUCUGGUGUGAGAGUUCUGUUCAAUAAUCGGCACUAUAGCUUACCUCCUUGGUCCAUCAGUAUACUCCCGGAUUGCAGAAAUGUAGUUUUCAACACUGCAAAAGUAGGAGAACAAACAUCGCACAUGGAAAUGUUGCCGAGCAACACAGAAAUAUUUUCUUGGGAGAGCUAUAAUGAAGAUGUAUCAGCUUUAGAUGACGGCUCAAGCUCAACAGUAACGGCCGUUGGUCUCUUAGAACAGAUUAACAUGACCAGAGAUAGUACCGACUAUCUCUGGUACAAAACUAGUGUUGAUAUUAAUCCAUCAGAGUCUUUCUUUCACGGCGGGCAACUCCCCACACUCAUAGUGCAAUCUACAGGACAUGCUGUUCAUGCCUUUGUAAAUGGGCAGCUUAUAGGAUCUGCCUUUGGGGAAAGGAAAAGUAGAAGAUUCAUCCUCAGCAAAAGAGUGCAUCUACAGCCAGGAACAAACAAAAUUGCUCUCCUGAGCAUAGCAGUUGGUUUACCAAACGUGGGAGGACAUUUUGAAGAUUGGGAAACGGGAAUCCUAGGCCCCGUAGUAUUACACGGCCUUAAUCAGGGAAAACUUGACUUAUCCUGGGAGAAAUGGACAUAUCAGGUCGGUCUAAAGGGGGAGUCCAUGAAUCUCGCUUCUCCAAACGGUAUAUCCACGGUAGAAUGGAUGGACAGUAAAAUAGCUGUGCAAGACCAGCAGCCAUUGAUGUGGCACAAGGCUUACUUCGAUGCACCCGAAGGAAAAGAGCCGUUGGCUUUGGACAUGCAAAGUAUGGGGAAAGGCCAAGUUUGGAUCAACGGGGAAAGCAUCGGAAGAUAUUGGACAACUUAUGCUGGUGGUAAAUGUGAUGGAUGCAGCUAUGCUGGGAGAUUCCAACCUCCCAAGUGUGAAGUCGGAUGCGGCAAGCCUUCCCAAAGAUGGUACCACGUGCCUCGAUCCUGGUUAAAACCUACAAGAAAUCUGAUAGUUCUGUUUGAGGAAACGGGUGGUGACCCGAGCAAAAUAUCUCUUGUGAAGAGAUCAAUGAACACAAUUUGUGCACAGGUCUCUGAAACCCACCGAACCGUUAAAAGCUUUCAGAUUGAAAGCUAUGGUACUACAACACAGGAAUUCUACAUACCCAAAGUCCAUUUGCAUUGUGCUCCAAACCAAUACAUUUCUUCAAUAGCAUUUGCAAGCUUUGGAACUCCUGUUGGAACUUGUGGGAAAUAUAUGAAGGGUUCUUGCCAUGCUACUACCUCAUCUGCAGUCUUAGAAAAGAAAUGCGUAGGGAAGCAAAGCUGUGCAGUGACCGUAACAAACAGCAAUUUCGGAGACCCUUGUCCGAACGUGUUGAAGCGAUUAUCAGUUCAAGCAAUCUGUGCUUCAACAACGUCCACGGCUUCCACGACAACUAACCAAACAAAUAUACACUAUUGAAUCACCGUUGCACGAUAGAAAACACGAGAAAGGACGGAAAAAUUAGUCCCCUCAAAGUGUAAGUUUAUUAGUUAGGGCUUGAAGUAUAGCUAAUUAGAGUUAGAUUUUAGACCGUGCCAAAGUCUCUUUUCAAAGGACAUUUGGGCGGGAAAAUUAUAGUUUUAACUUUUUUUUCAAGUGUUUGGUUAUCUUAUUCUAUAAUUGUAAAUUAGUUUUGUGUUAGGUUUAGCAAGUUUGAUGAUUCUAGUUCUAGCCCCUGGCAUUUAGACAGGGGUUGGGAAAGAAUAUGGUGUGAAUUUGUAUUUUAUUUUUUGUUAUUUGGGCAUGAUAUUAUAUACCUAAAAGAUUUUGGUGUGAA
Molecule: messenger RNA, 3139 nt
Organism: Spinacia oleracea (spinach)
Lineage: Eukaryota; Viridiplantae; Streptophyta; Magnoliopsida; Caryophyllales; Amaranthaceae
Product: beta-galactosidase 3
Exons: 19
Coding region: 214-2781 (855 amino acids)
Biological process (GO): carbohydrate metabolic process
Molecular function (GO): hydrolase activity, hydrolyzing O-glycosyl compounds; carbohydrate binding
Source: RefSeq, a predicted model, not a curated record